This is a messenger RNA of Sphaerulina musiva SO2202, 3104 nucleotides long. RefSeq names its product MFS general substrate transporter. NCBI's taxonomy places the organism in Eukaryota, Fungi, Ascomycota, Dothideomycetes, Mycosphaerellales, Mycosphaerellaceae. The record is from RefSeq and is a predicted model, not a curated record. Gene Ontology annotation, molecular function: transmembrane transporter activity. Gene Ontology annotation, biological process: transmembrane transport. The coding region runs from base 559 to 2697 and encodes 712 amino acids. The transcript has 2 exons.
CGGAGUUAUAGUCGUGUUUGCUGCCUUUCGCCGAAUGUUGAUGAUCCGCCUUUCCACUUCUUUUUGCCUGCCGAUGUUGAUCUUGUGUGAACAAAACCCUGAUGAGCCCCGUGUCCUCCUGUCUCCCUCCUAGUUACACACACACACACACAUUUAUUCUAUUGUUCUCUUUCACUAGCUGCGGUGCCACAGAUUACACUUUUUGAGGGGAAACUGGGCUGGAUAUCCCUGGAUUGAACACCCUCGAUACGACGGAUAGACCCAACGCAUCAAUACGACUAGAGAAAGAGAGAGAGCGCUACGAAUAAACGACGGCGGUGACCUUGAUUCUUCUUCUCCUCGUCAACACGCGCGAACCAGCCGCUGCAUUUGUUGUAUCCCAUCGAAUGAGAAACGAAUAAAUCACAACAACAAAAAAAAAGAGAAAGUCGUCGAUAUACUUUACUCUCAACAACCUUUCCUCUCAAGCAGGGAAGCGGGCAGCACGACGCCAUCUACCUUGCACAACACGUGAGGAUUUCGCAAUUCGGGACGAGGAUUAUCAACAAAUAAAAAACCAUGGCCGACAAGGACGUCGAGUCCGGCAAGCCGACGCCCAUCAAUCACUUUCGACAAGUCCUGGACCAAAGUGGCAUCACUCCAGAUGUUGAGAAAUGGCAAUACGAUGGUUCGGGAACAGAAGAUGAUCCAUACGUGGUCGUGUGGAUAGACAAUGAUCCGAGAAAUCCCAUGUUGUAUGGCGAGAUCAAGAAAUGGAGUUUGACAAUGCUGGUCGCGUUGGCGACGCUCGCGGUUGCGUUUGUGUCGAGCGCUUAUUCGGGCGGUACCAGGGAAAUCAUCGCCGAGUUUGGAUGUAGUCAGGAAGUUGCUACACUUGGUGUAUCGUUGUUUGUGUUGGGAUUCGCAAUUGGACCUUUGCUAUGGGCACCCAUGUCCGAAUUGUUCGGGAGACAGUACCUGUUCUUCGGCACUUACGCAGGCCUGACUGCUUUCAAUGCUGGUGCAGCCGGCUCGCAAAACAUCUGGACUCUCAUCAUUCAACGCUUCCUCGCUGGCGCCAUCGGAUCCAGCCCUCUCACCAACGCGGGAGGUGUGAUUGCAGACAUGUUCGCAUCCCGAGAGCGAGGUCUCGCCAUGUCCUUGUUCGCAGCAGCGCCAUUCAUGGGUCCUGUCAUUGGUCCCAUUGUCGGUGGCUUCGUGGGCCAGACCGUGGGCUGGCGAUGGGUGCAAGGCGUCAUGGCCAUCUUCACCGGCGUCCUCUGGAUCGCUGGUACCAUUCUCCUGCCCGAGACGUACCCUCCUGUGAUUCUGCGCAAGAGAGCGCAGAAACUGAGUAAGAUGACGGGGAAAGUGUACAAGAGCAAAGGCGAAAUACAGAAUGGAAGCACAUCGAUUGCCGAGGUCUUCAAGACUUCGCUGUCCAGACCGUGGAUCCUCCUCUUCAAGGAGCCCAUUGUGUUGCUGCUAUCCAUCUACAUGGCCAUCAUCUAUGGUACGCUGUACAUGUGCUUUGGCGCAUUCCCCAUCGUCUACCAGCAAGGUCGUGGCUGGUCCCCUGGCAUUGGCGGACUGGCCUUCCUGGGCGUGGCAGUGGGCAUGUUGCUUGCAGUGGGAUAUGCCAUCUGGGACAACAAACGAUAUGUGGGAAUCUCGGACAAGCACAAAGGCUUUGCGCCUCCCGAAGCUCGUCUUCCCUUGUGUAUGGUCGGCUCGAUUGCAGUUCCUAUUGGGCUUUUCUGGUUCGCAUGGACCAACUACCCUUCCAUCCACUGGAUCGUCUCCAUCAUGGCCGGAGCUCCCUUUGGCUUCGGCAUGGUCUUGAUUUUCCUCGGAAUCAUGAACUACCUCAUCGACGCCUACACCAUCUUCGCCGCCUCGGUCCUCGCCGCCAACUCCGUCCUUCGAUCCCUCUUCGGAGCAGCUUUCCCCCUCUUCACCCGCCAAAUGUACGCCAACCUUGGAAUCCACUGGGCCAGUUCCGUCCCGGCCUUUCUCGCCCUCGCAUGCGUACCUUUUCCCUUUCUCUUUUACAAAUACGGUGCCAAAGUCCGCGUUAAUUGUAAAUAUGCCGCGCAAUCCGAUAAAUUCAUGCGCGACAUGGCUGGUCAACAGAGUAAAUCCGGUGGCUCCUCUUCUGCCUCUUCAGAUGAUGAAGCUGAAGUAGACGAAGCAGAAGGAGGAAAACAAAUGCCUCAAAUCGAAAAAAUGAAAGAAGCAGGAGGAGGAGGAGGCGAAGGUUACGACACAACAGAAACUUCCACUGACCUCGAAAAAUCCGACUUUUCUUCUUCGGAACAAAAACCACAAAAACAAAAAACCGCUCCAUCAUCCCGCCCCAUCGAAGAAGUCGAAGAUCCCCUCCCUCGUCGCGAAUCCCUCAUUUCCUCUUCCUCCGCCACCACCGAAGACGACAACGAACGAGACGAACCCACUUUCGCCCCCAUCACUUCUACACGUUCUCGCACGAGAAUUCCAGCAGCAGGAGGAACCACAUACUAUAAUGGUAAUCCCUUUGAUCUAGAUCGUGUGAAUACUCGAGAAUCAUUCAAGAAUUCUGCGACGAAAGAUGCGAAAGAUGCGAAAGAAGGGAAAGAAAGAAGUCGAAGUAAUAGUCUUGUUGGAGGGAUGACGACGACGAGAAGUCGGGGAACUUCGAGAGCUGGAUCGAUGGGUUCUAGAAAGUCGAAGAAGGGGUGAAUACCGUGAAAAUUGAGUUGAGUGGACAAUAUUUAGGGAAGAGGAAAUGUGGGGAUGGAGAAUGAAUGAAUUGGGCGGGGGUUUUUCGGGUUUCUGUUUAGCGAGGAGUUUUGAACUAGAUCUACCUGUAGGUGGAAGAGAAGAGAAGAGAAGAAAUAAGAAUUUAGUAAUUGGAAUAGGAUGGAAUAGGAUGGAAUAGAGUGGGGUAUGGCAUGGAUGAUGGAUGGCAGGCAUGGAUGGAUGGCAGGCAUGGAUGUGCAUGACAGCAGAGAGAACAAGACUUGUAACAGUAAUCGUGUGACGAUACGGCAGAUUUUGAUACCAAGACGAAAAGAAAGCUACGAACGGGCACGACAAUGAAAAUCAGGCAUUGUAUGUAUGCUCAAAGUUCAAUAUGUCAAUAGGAG